AUGAGAGAACUUUUGAACAAAGUUUUAUACGGGUCAUCAAACCCCCAAAGCGUCUCUGCCAAUGAUGGCUCCCAGUCACUCCUUAUCCGACCUCAUCCUAAUAACGAAGACAUCCUCUUCGUCACCCCCACUGGCUUUCCCAAAGACGCACCUCCCCUCUACACAAUAUCUAAGCGCCCAACCAAUCCCAGUUUCCUUGUCCAUCGAGGCCCUCCAGCCCCUGAGAAUAUCAUUGCAACAGCCUCCAUGCACAUAAGCACUUCAACAGUCGAUAUGUCGGUGUACAAUCAGCCCAUGGUCAUCAAAUACAGCUCAAUGAGUGGCAGCUGGUCAUUUGACACGCAUAUGGGAAGGUUCAAGUGGAAACCGAAUCAGUACACUGGAUCAGGGUUUGAGUUGCAUGAUGGACAGGGGAAUAAGAUUGCCAAGUAUGGAAGUGCUGGGUUGAUGAACUUUGGUGAGAAGCAGAUUAGCGUCUAUGUGCCUGGUGAUGACUUCUUUACUGUCAUGGUGUUGCUAUCAGCUGUUGCUUCGAAGGAGUUAGCUGGGGUUAUUGAUGAGGUGGUAGGUGAGGUUACCGGUGCAUUGUUGGGCGCUUAG
Molecule: messenger RNA, 600 nt
Organism: Fusarium coffeatum
Lineage: Eukaryota; Fungi; Ascomycota; Sordariomycetes; Hypocreales; Nectriaceae
Exons: 1
Coding region: 1-600 (199 amino acids)
Source: RefSeq, a predicted model, not a curated record